CGCUUAUAGUGAAACAGUCGUCACAAAAAGAUCACAGAUCAAAUACCCAGAAAUAAGAAAAAAUAUCAACGCAACAGAAAAGUUCCCCUCCCACAAUCGCAUCCCUAAAACCAGACGAAGUCGUGUCACAAUCAACGUUGCAGCCGGUUAAACCUGUGGUAAAACUAAACCAGGCCCAGACACCAGACACAUUUCUGAUUUUGUCUAUCGCAUCACAGUACGAUGCAUGUAGUUUGACUUUCUUUUCAUUCAUUUGUAGUGAGUAGUGUAGUUGUAAUAUAUACAUUAGUGUAAACAAAAUUAGUAGUAUUUUGUUGACGGUUCAUAAAAAGUGUGUACGUUCCCAACACAAAGUAGUUUCCAGUUGCUUUUCUGUAAAUGAUUCAAAUAGCCAAUAAAAAAUGACAAGAGGUAUUCUAAGACUACACCACUCUUUGAGACAAUCCCGUGGUGUUACGUACACUUUGCGGAUAUGGCGUCCUUCUUUAGGAAAUGGAGGAAGAACUUUUUCUACUUCGAGAUAUCUUGGAAAGGAAAACGCUGUGAGGGGAACAGCCUACAACAACUUGACUAUAGGGGUGCCAAAGGAGCUUUGGAAAAAUGAGAAGAGGGUUGCUAUUACACCAGCCGUGACAGAAACUCUAGUGAAAAAAGGAUUCAAGGUGAAUGUAGAGGAAGAUGCGGGAGUUUUAGCAAAAUUCAGGAAUAAAGAUUAUGAAAGUGCUGGUGCUAAGUUGGUAGACACUCACAAUGCGUUUGCGACAGAUAUCGUUCUGAAAAUUCGUCAACCACUGGACCAUGAAAUAAACAAAUUCAGAGAAGAUUCAACUCUCAUAUCGUUCAUGUAUCCAGCACAGAAUCAGAAAUUGAUAGAACAAUUGGCGCAGAAGAAAAUCAACGCAUUCGCUAUGGAUUGCAUUCCAAGGAUAUCAAGGGCUCAAGUUUUCGAUGCAUUGAGCUCCAUGGCGAAUAUUUCUGGCUACAGGGCAGUUGUCGAAGCAGCUAAUCAUUUUCCAAGGUUUUUUUCAGGCCAGAUAACAGCUGCAGGAAAGGUACCGCCUGCAAAAAUUCUUGUGAUAGGUGGAGGUGUAGCAGGUUUAGCUGCUAUAGGCCAAGCAAAAAGUAUGGGAGCUAUAGUGAGGGCAUUUGACACUAGAUCUGCAGUUAAAGAACAAGUCGAAUCGUUGGGUGCAGAAUUUUUAACUAUCAAUAUAGAGGAAGAAGGAGGUACUUCAGCAGGUUACAGUAAAGAAAUGUCUAAAGAAUUCAUUGAUGCUGAACACGCCCUAUUUGCGAAACAAUGUAAAGAAGUAGAUAUUAUAAUAUCUACAGCCUUGAUACCUGGAAAGAAGGCUCCAGUACUGAUAUUGAAGGAACACAUUGAAUUGAUGAAACCAGGAAGUGUAGUGGUCGAUUUAGCUGCAGAAGCUGGCGGAAAUAUAGAAACCACCGAGCCUGGUAAAGUGUACACCUACAAUGACGUUGUACAUGUAGGUUUGACAGAUUUCCCCAGCAGGCUUCCCACACAAAGUUCGACUCUGUACGCUAACAAUAUUUCCAAAUUUCUUCUAUCGAUAGGAGAAAAAGACCAUUUCCACAUCAAUUUGGAGGAUGAAGUUGUACGUGGCAGCAUCAUUUUGGACAGAGGAAACCUCAUGUGGCCCCCACCACCACCAAAGGUGACUGCCGUUUCUAUGGCGCCUCCCAAAAAAGAAAUUGAGUUGGCUAAGGAGAUGAAGAAGGAACUAACUCCUUUUAGAGACAAUCUCAAUAAAUCCUUGAUGAUCACAACUGGAAUCGGAUCGAUCUUGGGUCUUGGCAUGUGUUCCCCAAAUCCUGAAUUCACAUCGAUGCUCUCGAUUCUGGGUCUCUCAGGUAUCGUUGGUUACCAUACAGUAUGGGGUGUUACCCCCGCUCUCCACUCGCCUCUCAUGUCGGUUACAAAUGCCAUAUCGGGAAUAACAGCAGUCGGAGGAUUAUUGUUGAUGAAUGGUGGAUAUUAUCCAACAAAUACGGUGGAGUCUUUGGCUGCGGCUGCUGCUUUCGUUUCAUUUAUAAACGUCUUCGGGGGAUUUCUAGUCACAAAGCGGAUGUUAGACAUGUUCAGAAGGCCUGGAGACCCUGCUGAAUAUAACUCUCUGUACGCUAUUCCAGCGGCGGGGUUCAUGGGGGCGUAUGGGUGGGCGACAAUGAAUGGCUUAGCUGAAAUUCAUCAAGCUGCGUAUUUGGCAGCAUCUCUAUGUUGUGUCGGGGCCUUGGCUGGUCUCAGUUCACAAGCAACAUCGAGAUUAGGAAAUAAUUUAGGAAUGAUUGGUGUUGCUGGAGGAAUAGCAGCUACUUUAGGACAAAUUGCUCCAAGUAACGAAGUAUUAGCACAAAUGGCCGCUUGCGUUAUAGCAGGUGGAGGGUUGGGAACUCUUAUAGCUAAAAAAAUACAAAUAACUGAUCUUCCCCAACUUGUCGCCGCAUUUCACAGUUUAGUCGGACUAGCAGCUGUUCUGACAUGCGUGUCGACAUUCAUGCAUGAUUUUCCUACUUUCGCCACAGAUCCAGCUGCUAAUGUUAUCAAGACGGCACUCUUCUUGGGUACAUAUAUCGGAGGAGUUACUUUCAGUGGUUCCCUCAUAGCAUACGGAAAGCUCCAAGGGAUAUUAAAAUCUACCCCUCUUCUAUUACCAGGACGUCAUGCUCUAAACACUGGUUUGCUGUUGGCAAAUGUUGCUGCGGGAGGAUAUUUGUUUUAUGACCCUUCAUUGGUCGGUGGGUUGGGAGCUCUGGGAACGACAGCUGCAUUAUCUACAGCAAUGGGUGUCACUUUGACAUCUGCUAUCGGAGGUGCUGAUAUGCCAGUGGUUAUCACUGUCCUUAAUAGUUACUCAGGAUGGGCUUUGUGCGCAGAAGGUUUCAUGCUCAACAAUAACCUUAUGACAAUCGUAGGAGCUCUUAUAGGAUCGUCUGGUGCCAUUUUAUCAUAUAUCAUGUGCAAGGCAAUGAACCGUUCACUUCCCAACGUCAUUCUUGGAGGUUAUGGUACGUCAAGCACUGGAACUGGAAAACCGAUGGAAAUAACUGGAACACAUUCUGAAAUUAACAUCGAUGGGGCAGUGGAUGCCAUCAAAAACGCCAGAAAUAUCAUCAUUGUUCCUGGUUAUGGACUAUGUGUGGCAAAGGCACAAUACCCGAUUGCAGAGAUGGUGAACCUGUUGAAAUCUCAAGGCAAGAAUGUUAGAUUUGCCAUCCAUCCUGUCGCAGGUGAGUACAAGUGUUUGCAUUCAAACAUGCGUUUGACUGUGUGA
Messenger RNA from Leptinotarsa decemlineata (Colorado potato beetle), 3296 nucleotides. RefSeq names its product NAD(P) transhydrogenase, mitochondrial. Gene Ontology annotation, cellular component: mitochondrial inner membrane. Gene Ontology annotation, molecular function: NADP binding; oxidoreductase activity. The record is from RefSeq and is a predicted model, not a curated record. Gene Ontology annotation, biological process: proton transmembrane transport; NADPH regeneration. Lineage: Eukaryota; Metazoa; Arthropoda; Insecta; Coleoptera; Chrysomelidae.